Messenger RNA from Equus quagga, 2149 nucleotides. It is a transcript of the gene BRF2, whose product is annotated as BRF2 RNA polymerase III transcription initiation factor subunit. Gene Ontology annotation, cellular component: nucleus; transcription preinitiation complex. Bases 523 to 1788 code for a protein of 421 amino acids. The transcript is spliced from 4 exons. The record is from RefSeq and is a predicted model, not a curated record. Gene Ontology annotation, biological process: transcription preinitiation complex assembly; transcription initiation at RNA polymerase II promoter. Gene Ontology annotation, molecular function: RNA polymerase II general transcription initiation factor activity; TBP-class protein binding. Lineage: Eukaryota; Metazoa; Chordata; Mammalia; Perissodactyla; Equidae.
AGAGGAAACGACUUUCCUGGGGAAGCCGUUCUGGAAAACAGAUCACAAUUUCCUGCUCUCUCACUACACUACUCUCCCUUUUAGACACAUACUUUGUACUAUGGCCAAAAUCAACAUUCACCACCAAAGAGAAAUGGAGAAUCUGUGAUUCUCCCAGUGCUUUAGAAAGAAGAGUUGUUUGGGAAUGGCAACAAUUUCUUCUCUGUUAUGCGUGUCCAUGUAGGUAGAAAGUUCGCCUAAAUUCAAUACCAAGUGUGGCCCACCUCCAACUAACUACAGAUAGGAGAAAGCUGAAGACGCUGUCCAGAUCAGAAACCUCGUCUCCUAGCUCAAGUUUCUACCCGAGCCCGCAGAGAACGGACCGGAAGUGGCGUGCAGCCUCACGGAGGAGGGAACUACGAAUACCACCGAGAAAGGUGCAGCCUUUAAAAAGUUCCCCUCCUAGUUGUGCGUCCGCCCGGUUCCGUGGCCGACGAAGGGGUGGGUAGCCGACGUCUUGAGCGGCGCUGGACAGCUGGUGAGAUGCCGGGCGGGGGCCGCUGCCCGGACUGCGGCUCUACCGAGCUGGUGGAGGACUCGCACUAUUCGCAGAGCCAGCUGGUGUGCUCCGACUGCGGCUGCGUGGUCACCGAGGGCGUCCUUACCACCACCUACAGCGACGAGGGCAACCUCCGAGAAGUCACAUAUUCCCGAAGCACAGGGGAAAAUGAACAAGUGAGUCGCAGCCAGCAACGAGGUCUCCGCCGAGUGAGAGACCUUUGUCGAGUUCUGAAGUUGCCACCGACAUUUGAGGACACUGCAGUUGCCUACUACCAACAGGCAUACCGGCACUCUGGCAUCCGUGCUGCCAGGCUGCAAAAGAAGGAGGUCUUGGUCGGGUGCUGUGUCUUAAUCACCUGCCGGCAGCAUAACUGGCCUGUCACCAUGGGAACCCUCUGCACCCUGCUGUACGCAGAUUUGGAUGCAUUUUCUGGAACCUACAUGCAGAUAGUGAAGCUUCUGGGGCUGGACGUGCCGUCCCUGUGCUUGGCAGACCUGGUGAAGACCUACUGUAGCAGCUUCAAACUGUUCCAGCCCUCCCCAUCUGUGCCAGCCAAAUAUGUGGAAGACAAAGAGAAGAUGCUGUCGCGAACACAGCAGUUGGUGGAGCUGGCAGAUGAGACGUGGCUAGUGACCGGGCGGCAUCCCUUGCCUGUCAUCACUGCUGCUACCUUCCUGGCUUGGCAGUCGCUGCGACCUUCAGAUCGACUGACAUGUUCCCUUGCCCGAUUUUGUAAAUUGGCAAAUGUGGACCUGCCCUACCCCGCUUCCUCUCGCCUGCAGGAGCUGCUCGCUGUGCUGCUGCGGAUGGCUGAGCAGCUGGCCUGGUUGCAGGUUCUGAAACUUAACAAACGGUCUGUGGUGAAGCACAUCGGCGACCUUCUGCAGCACCGCCGCACGUUGGUCCGCAAGGCCUUUCGAGAUGGAACAGCAGAGACGGAGCCCCAGGAGAAGGAGCUGCAAGAGCAAGGACAGGGGCAAGGACAGGGAAAAGAGGAGGUGGGGGGUAGUUCCUUAGAUUUGCCUGAGGGGAAGCGACCAGCUAGUCCUGCCCUUCUCCUCCCCCCCUGCAUGUUGAAGCCCCCGAAGCGGACCUGUCCCAUGCCCCCUGUCCCCAUGGUCACCGGAGAUGAGAAUAUUUCUGAUAGUGAAAUAGAGCAGUAUUUGCGUACCCCUCAGGAAGUUAGGGACUUUCAAAAAGCCCAAGCUGCUAGCCGGGCCGCCACGAGUAUUCCUCACCCUCCCUGAUGCACAUCUGGGGGGCACUUCAUCCCAUCUGACAGCAGCUCGACAAUAGGCCUGUCAUAUCCAGAGAAAUAAGUGCAUACAAGUUCUUAGGUAUUGUCUUUCUCGUUCAAAGGCACCGAGAGGGGCUCUGCAGUUCAUUGGGUCCAGGUCCUGGAGCAGAAGUCAGGAGGAAUGCAGCGAGGCCUGGGUUGGAGGGAGUCCCAUCCCUUGGUGCCAGAGAGCGGGUUGCAUAUAUUCAUAUCCCGUGGGAUGGCCUUUCUCUUAGACUGUUGGGAGAGUGGCGGCUCUCUCCUGCUCCUGGUUUGAAUUGGAUACACUACUGCUGCAGGCCUGGCGGGGCCUCCCUGCUGGUGUGGAGCCG